Ziziphus jujuba (common jujube) is the source of this 1588-nucleotide messenger RNA. RefSeq names its product kinesin-like protein KIN-14C. NCBI's taxonomy places the organism in Eukaryota, Viridiplantae, Streptophyta, Magnoliopsida, Rosales, Rhamnaceae. Gene Ontology annotation, molecular function: microtubule motor activity; ATP binding; microtubule binding. Gene Ontology annotation, biological process: microtubule-based movement. The coding region runs from base 1 to 1338 and encodes 445 amino acids. The record is from RefSeq and is a predicted model, not a curated record. The transcript has 10 exons.
AUGGCGAAUGGCCCUAGGAGGCAGCCAUUUUCUGCAGUCAAUAGUCGGCAAGAUGUUCCGGCUGCUACCGAUGCUAGCAGAUCUCAAACAGAUCUUGAAAUGACAAGUGAGUCUUUUAAGCAAGUUAAAAUGGAGAAACUGACUAUUGUGGAGAACCUUAGCAAUCUAAGGGGUCACAAUAGGGCAUUUCAGGACCAAUUGAGUUCUUUUAAGGCUUCACUGGAUGACGCUAUAAAGCAAAAAGAGUCAUUAAUGAAUGAACUCAGAUGCCUUCGAGGGGAACUGCAGCAAGUGAGAGAGGACCAUGAUCGCCAAAUUGCAAAGGUGCAAGCUUUGGUUGCUGAGGUAGAGAAGUACAAAGAAUAUACUGGGAAGUCAUGUGCAAAGUUGGAUACUUUGACGAUAAAAUCAAAUGCCUUGGAGGAGACAUGCUUAUCACAAAGGGAGAGGAUACGUAUGCUUGAGCAUCAGUUGGUUGCUGCAAAUGAGAAAUUAAAGAUGGCUGAUUUAUCUGCUUCAAAAACAAGGACAGAAUAUGAAGAGCAGAAGAGGAUUGUGUGUGAGCUACAAGAUCGCCUAGCCAAUACAGAGCUCCAAGUUAUAGAAGGAGAAAAAUUACGAAAGAAGCUGCACAACAUUAUUCUGGAGCUAAAAGGGAACAUUCGAGUAUUCUGUAGAGUGCGGCCCUUGCUGCCUGAUGAUAAUGCUGGAACAGAAACUACUGUCAUUUCUUAUCCUACAUCAACUGAAGCUCUAGGUCGGGGCGUCGACUUGCUACAAAGUGGUUCUAAAUAUCCUUUUACAUUUGACAAAGUGUUUAAUCAUGAGGCAUCACAGCAAGAUGUUUUUGUCGAAAUAUCACAACUGGUGCAGAGUGCACUUGACGGCAAUGAGGUUUACAUAUUUGCUUAUGGUCAGACGGGGUCUGGUAAAACCUAUACCAUGAUGGGCAGGCCAGAGGACUCAGAGCAGAGAGGGUUAAUACCCCGUUCUCUUGAAAAAAUAUUCCAAAUUAGUCAGUCUCUUCAAUCCCAUGGAUGGAAAUACAAGAUGCAGGCCUCAAUGCUAGAAAUAUACAAUAUGACAAUCCGUGAUUUGUUAUGUACGAAUCAAUCAAGUACUGUUGACAUGAUGCUAACCGAAAGUGUUAUUGGUGGAAAGCAGUAUACAAUUGAACAUGAUGCGAAUGGAAACACACAUGUUUCUGAUCUCACGAUUAUUGAUGUUUGUAGCAUAAAAGAGGUCUCCUCUCUUCCACAUCAGGCGGCUCAGAGCAGGUGUUCAUUUUAUGAUACGGACAUAUAUAUGCUGCUGCUGUUUAAACUAUUAAUGAAUUGAAGGCCAUUACAAUUUCUGUCUAUGAUUUUCAACGAUGCUUGUUCGCUUCCCCCUCUGAUCUGGUGCUAUGUGUAUCGCUACUGUUCUAUACCUUUUGUAAGGAUACAGUGAUACAUAAAACUUUUGGACUUCAAUGAUUUAUUUUUUUAACAAUGUAAUUUGCUAUAAAAAACUCUGUUGUAAUAUGGAACAUGUUCUUGUAAAUAUUAUUUAAAUAUCUUGAAUUAUAAAAAUUAAAUAAUUUGCUUUA